AUGGGGAAGGAUUCGCGGGAUUACUACGGGAAGCACGGGACGCCUCAGAAAUACGACCCCACCUUCAAGGGACCCAUUUACAACAGGGGCUGCACAGAUGUCAUUUGCUGCGUGUUCCUCUUCCUGGCCAUCGUAGGCUACGUGGCCGUGGGCAUCAUAGCCUGGACCCAUGGAGACCCUCGGAAGGUGAUCUACCCCACGGAUAGCCGGGGCGAGUUCUGUGGGCAGAAGGGGACAAAAAAUGCGGACAAACCGUUCUUGUUUUACUUCAACAUCGCGAUGUGUGUUAGCCCCCUGGUCCUGCUGGAAUUUCAGUGUCCCACUCCUCAGAUCUGCGUGCAGCAGUGCCCAGACCGCUUCCUCACCUUUCUGAAUGCGCACAGCUCCCGUGAGCCUCGUGACUUUGAGUAUUACAAGCAGUUCUGCAUGCCCGGCUUCCGGAACAGCAAAAGUGUGGCCGAGGUGCUUCGAGAUGGGGAGUGUCCAGCGGUUAUCAUCCCCAGCAAACCUUUCGCCCGGCGGUGCUUCCCGGCCAUCCACGCCAGCAAAGGGGUCAUCAUGGUGGGCAAUGAGACAACCUACGAGGAUGGACACGGCACCAGGAAGAACAUCACAGACCUAGUGGAGGGCGCCAAGAACGCCAACAGGGUUCUAGAGGCCCGGCAGCUCGCCAUGCGGAUUUUUGAAGAUUUCACUGUAUCUUGGUACUGGAUUGUCAUAGGUUUGGUCAUUGCCAUGGUGCUGAGUCUCCUGUUCAUCAUCUUGCUGCGAUACCUGGCAGGCAUUAUGGUCUGGGUGAUGAUUGUCAUGGUGAUCCUGGUACUUGGCUAUGGCAUAUUUCACUGCUACAUGGAGUACUCUAGACUGAGGGGAGAGGCAGGCGCUGACAUCUCCCUGGUGGACCUUGGCUUCCAGACAGACUUCCGAGUGUACCUGCACUUGCGGCAGACCUGGAUGGCUUUCAUGAUCAUUUUAAGCAUCCUGGAAGCCAUCAUCAUCCUGUUACUCAUCUUUCUUCGCAAAAGGAUAUUGAUCGCCAUAGCCCUCAUCAAAGAAGCCAGCAGGGCUGUGGGACAUGUCAUGUGCUCUCUGCUCUACCCACUGGUGACUUUCUUCCUCCUGUGUCUCUGCAUCGCCUACUGGUGCACCACCGCUGUCUUCCUGUCUACCUCUAAUGUAGCCGUGUACAAGAUUUUUGAUGACACACCCUGCCCGCUUUUGAGGAACACCUGCAACCCCGAGACCUUCCCCUCAGCGAAUGAGAGUCGCCUGUGUCCCAAUGCCCGCUGCCAGUUUGCCUUCUAUGGUGGUGAGUCGGCCUACCACCGUUCCCUGCUGGGCCUGCAGAUCUUCAAUGCCUUCAUGUUCUUCUGGCUGUCCAAUUUCGUGCUGGCACUGGGCCAGGUGACAUUGGCUGGAGCCUUUGCCUCCUAUUACUGGGCUAUUCGAAAGCCUGAUGACAUGCCUGCCUUCCCCCUCUUCUCUGCUUUUGGCCGAGCACUCAGGUACCACACAGGGUCCCUGGCCUUCGGCUCCCUUAUCCUGGCCAUUGUGCAGAUCAUCCGAGUGAUUCUGGAGUACCUGGACCAGCGUCUAAAAGCUGCACAGAACAAGUUUGCCAAGUUCCUCAUGGUCUGUCUCAAGUGCUGCUUCUGGUGCCUGGAGAAGUUUAUCAGAUUCCUCAAUAGGAAUGCCUACAUCAUGAUUGCCAUCUAUGGUACCAACUUUUGCACCUCGGCCAGGAAUGCCUUCUUCCUGCUCAUGAGAAAUAUCAUCAGGGUGGCCGUCCUGGACAAAGUUACAGACUUCCUCUUCCUGUUGGGCAAACUUCUGAUUGUGGGUAGUGUGGGCAUCCUGGCCUUUUUCUUCUUCACCCAUCGGAUCAGAAUCGUGCAAGAUUCGGCCCCACCUCUCAAUUAUUACUGGGUCCCCAUACUGACAGUGAUCAUCGGCUCCUACUUGAUCGCACAUGGCUUCUUCAGCGUCUAUGGCAUGUGUGUGGACACGCUGUUCCUCUGUUUCUUGGAGGAUCUCGAGAGAAAUGACGGCUCAGCUGAGCGGCCUUACUUCAUGUCUUCCACUCUCAAGAAACUCUUGAAUAAAACCAACAAGAAAGUAGCAGAAUCUUAAAGCCGUCUGCCUCCUGCCCCUCUCAGGAAGCUGUGAUCGGGUGCUUGCUGUGCGGCGGGGUCAGAGUCCCCAGCUCAGCGGACUUGCCUAACGGCACAUCACUGCCUCUCUGCCACCCUCCCUGAGUUCCUAUCUCCAGGGACCUACAAGAUUUGGGGCAUCCCUUUCCUAUGCCAAAGGGCGCUUGGGAGUUUUCAGUGCAGCCCUGGAAGCUGGGACAGAAUGGGUCUCUCCAGUCCUCACUGGCUCUGACGGUGCCAAUUUGGUGAAGUAACUUGAGUCAAGGGUGGGAGGCGACCCAAGGAUGUCUACAGCGAGCUUCUUUGUACUUCCUGUACCCCCUCCAGCCAAGAGGAAGAGGCUGGAUGAGAGACCCUCUGCAGACGGGCUCAGUGAGCCCAGCUCCAAGCUCCCCUGCCCGCUCCAACCGGGACAGAGUUGGAUCUUUGUGGCAGGCUCAGCCCAAGAGCCAACAACUACGUUCUCGCUCUUACUACGUUUUAACCUGGACAUGCAGUGAGCGGGUCUAUCUGCUUUGUUCAGUCAGGCUCCACAGCUGCAUGGAGCCGCUGAGAGUGCCUUCAUCUGUGGCCCCACCUCCAGCCUGGGCUGGCUGGGUCACAGGAAGGAGUGUGCACGGGAGGAGUCUUCUGGAAGAAGCAGGGCCCUGUGCGAGGAGUGAGGAUGGCAGUGGCUGGGAGUGGCUGUGGGGAACAGGCCUCUCUGGUUAGAUCCUGCAGCGUGGCUUUGGCUGAUGGCUUCUUAAUGGAAAACUUGAGGCUUCCCGUCCAAGCUGGAAAAUGAAUGAGAACAGGGCCUGCCUCCCCGCCCCUUUCUCUGCCAGUAAUCCACACUGCUGUCUUUGUAAGAGGAAAGAAACUUAAGUUCACCCAAGGGAUGGUUUCAGGGGAUGAGGUAUGGGUGUGUUAUGGAUUCCAAGCUAACUAGGCCUGUCCUGUUCUGUCACCUGACACGCUAGAGAAUCUCUUUGCCAAACGUUUUGAACUUGGGAGCCAAUAGACUGGCUCCUCACUUUACCUGUCAAGCUAAGACCCUCCCCUCAGUCCUCCUUUGCCUACCAGGAAGAUACCAGGAUCUUGAAAACUGAGGCUACCAACGUGGGGUCUGUGGUUUCCUGUGCCUUCCCUGUGUGUGCCACCCCGCCCCACCCUCCUCUUGUACGCCCAGCCCCAUGCUUACAUAAUUGCAUUCCAACCGUUUAAUAAAGUGCCUCUUGUACAGA
This is a messenger RNA of Psammomys obesus (fat sand rat), 3373 nucleotides long. RefSeq names its product solute carrier family 44 member 2 (gene Slc44a2). Lineage: Eukaryota; Metazoa; Chordata; Mammalia; Rodentia; Muridae. The record is from RefSeq and is a predicted model, not a curated record. Gene Ontology annotation, cellular component: membrane. The transcript has 22 exons. Bases 1 to 2130 code for a protein of 709 amino acids. Gene Ontology annotation, molecular function: choline transmembrane transporter activity. Gene Ontology annotation, biological process: choline transport; transmembrane transport.